This is a messenger RNA of Penicillium odoratum, 831 nucleotides long. Its product is annotated as alpha/beta fold hydrolase. Lineage: Eukaryota; Fungi; Ascomycota; Eurotiomycetes; Eurotiales; Aspergillaceae. Bases 1 to 831 code for a protein of 276 amino acids. The transcript has a single exon. Gene Ontology annotation, molecular function: catalytic activity. The record is from RefSeq and is a predicted model, not a curated record.
AUGCCUUACCUGAAGCUUCGAGAUGGAGCCGAGCUUUACUACAAGGACUGGGGCAACCCGGGAGGGGUCAUUGUCACAUUCUCCCACGGGUGGCCCUUGAGCAGUGACAAUUGGGAAAAUCAAAUGAUGUUCCUUGCUGAUCACGGAUACCGUGUUAUUGCGCACGACCGACGUGGUCAUGGUCGAUCUACUCAGACCUGGGACGGGAACAACAUGGAUACCUUUGUUGAUGACCUCGAGGAGCUUUUUGCCUACCUGAAAGUCAAAGAUGCAGUGAUGGUUGGCCACUCGCACGGUGGAGGAGAGGUUACCCAUUAUCUUGGAAAGCAUGGCACAGGCCGUUUCAAGAAGGCCGUUCUGGUUGGUGCCGUGCCCCCCCUGAUGGUUAAGACCAGUGUCAACACCGAGGGGACUGAUAAGUCUGUUUUCGAUUCGUUCCGAGAAGCAAUGCGCAAAGACCGGGCGCAGUUUUUCUUGGAUGUCCCCAGCGGACCGUUCUUUGGAUUCAACCGACCUGGUGUACAGAAGAGCGAAGGGCAAAUUCGUAGCUGGUGGCAGCAGGGGAUGAACACCAGCUUCAAGUCAGCGUACGACUCCAUCAAGGAUUUUUCAGAAACUGAUUUCACGGAAGAUCUCAAGAAGAUCGAUAUUCCGGUGCUGGUUCUGCAUGGGGAUGAUGACCAAGUUGUUCCUAUCGAGGCAUCUGGAUUAAAGUCAGCAAAACUGCUGCCACAGGGGACGUUGAAAGUUUACAAAGGAGGUUCUCACGCCAUUCACAACAUUAAUGUUGACGAGGUUAACAAGGAUCUUAUUGGUUUUAUCAGAUCCUGA